AACAGUUGGCGACACUACAUAACCUAAAAGAUAAUAAAACGUGCAAGAUCAGAUGUAAACAUGAAGUUUAAAACUAAAAGUAAGAAAGAAGUUAAAGAGGACGUCAAAGAUAAUCUUGACGAUGGUUUUGGGGAAUAUACAGAUACUAAAAAGUGGUACGAUGAGAUAUCCGAAGACCCUGGUAAUUUUAAGCUUGUUUCUGACCAAGUUUGGAUUGAUUUAAAAGAUGAAGCUAAGAAAUGUUGGGAUUCUGAGGUGGCAAAUUAUAAUAUUAAAAAUUCUAAAUCGAACUCGAAUUUUCGAUGGAUGAAAACGGCGACAUCCAAAGGAACAGUUUCUGAUAAAGUAGCAGCUGGAACAAUAUUAAUCCAAAAUAAUCCCGUUGCUACUUUAGACAUGUUAAAUAACAUGGUGUCAUUAGUAAAAGUAGGAAAGAAACGAGAAUGUAUAAUUGUAAUGGAGACACUUUCAGAAUUGUUUUUAUCUGAUUUAUUAAGACCAAAUAAUAAAUUAAAACCUUUUUAUCAAAGACCUAUCGGUUUAUUAAACGAAUUAAGUUCAGGAAAUGCUGUCACAAGAAGAAAAUAUUUAGCGUAUUGGUAUUUUGAGGAUCAAUUAAAAGAAACUUAUACUACUUUCGUUUUAGCGCUAAAUAAAGUAGCUCAAGAUACUGUUGAUCAUAAUAAAGAAAAAGCUAUUGCUGCUAUGUAUAAGUUAUUAGCUGGAAAUCCUGAACAAGAAAAGAAUUUAUUAUCUUACAUCGUCAACAAACUUGGUGAUCCAUCACAAAAAGUAGCAUCAAAAGCAAUUUAUUGUUUAACCCAGUUGCUAUUAAAACAUUCAAAUAUGCAAGAAGUGGUUUUAUUGGAAGUUGAAAAAUUGGUUUUUCGACAAAAUAUUUCACAAAGGGCACAAUAUUAUGGUCUGUGCUUUUUAUCACAGUUCUAUUUAAACCACGAAUCUUCAAAUGUAGCAAGAAAAUUAAUUGAGGUUUAUUUCGCAUUUUUCAAGCUUUGUGUUGCAAAGGGUGAUGUGGACAGUAGGAUGAUGUCCGCGUUAUUAAUGGGAGUAAAUCGUGCGUAUCCUUAUGCCAAAUUAGAAUUAAAUAAAAUCUCUGAACAUAUUGAUACAAUGUAUAGAGUGGUACAUGUCGCCAAUUUUAAUGUAGCCCUCCAUACUUUAACUUUAUUGUAUCAAGUAUCUGAUUACGCCAACGACAUAAAUGAUAGGUUUUAUUCAGCUUUAUAUAAAAAAUUAUUAGAUCCAAAAUUACCAAGUACAACACACCAAGCUAUACUUUUAAAUUUAAUUUUUAAAGCUCUUAGUAAAGAUAAAGAAAUUAAUAGGAUUAUGUCGUUUAUCAAACGUUUAUUACAGUUAACAUUAUCGUUAGAACCUUCAUUUGCUUGUGGGAUGUUAUAUUUAAUCUCGCAAUUAUGUAAAGAUAACCCCAAUUUGCUUCAUUUAACAUUAAAAGAAAGCGAAUCAAAAGAAUUAAGUCAAUUCGAUGAUGAUGGGGAUGAAAAAUAUGAAGAUGUUGGUGAGAAUGUUAUUAAAAUCGAAGAUGACGAUAACUUACCUGGUGAAAAAAUUAACGAAGAAGCUUCAGAAAAGAAAAUCGAAGAAGAAGUUGAUAUAAAGCCUGAUAUUGACGAAUUAAAUAAAAAAAUUCAAACUUCCUCUUCCGGUUGGGUCCAUAGAACACAAACGAUUAAAAAAGAACACGAUUUAAAAGUUUAUAACCCAUUAAAUCGCAACCCUUUAUAUUCAGGAGUUCAAUACACUGCGUAUUUAGAAUUAUUAAAUUUACAAAAUCAUUAUCACCCUUCCGUGGCUUUAUUCGCAGAAAAAAUUUUAAAAGGAGAACCAAUUACUUAUUCGGGAGAUCCGUUACAAGAUUUCACGUUAAUAAGAUUUUUGGAUCGAUUUGUUUUUAAAAAUCCUAAAAAAAUCGAAGAGAUGAAACAAGGCGCGCAUCCAACGUUCGGAAAACGGAAACAUUAUCUCCCGUUGGGUCUCCGAUCGAUUUCUGUCACCUCAGAGAAAUAUCUUAAUCAAAAUGAACGAAAGAUUCCCGUCGACGAAUUAUUUGUGUACAAAUUUUUGCAAAAACGACGAGAAAACAAAUCGAAUGAGGAUGAUGAUGAUGAUAGCGAUGCUGAUUCGGUCGCAAGCGAUGAAUUUGAAGAAAUGUUGGAUAAAAUGCAAACGGGGAAAGUCGCUGAUGAUGAUGAUAUUGAUUUUAUGAACGAAAUUGGAAACAAUUUAAAGAAAGGAAAGAAAACGGCGAACAAAGAUAACGACGAUGAAGAUAAAGACGAUGAUGAUGAUGAUAUUGAUUUGGAUGAUGAGGACAUAGAUAUGGAUGAUUCAAACGAUGAAAAUGACGAUAAUGAAGAUUUUGAUGAAUUAAAAAUGAAUGAUGAUGACGAUGAAUUAAUUGGCGAUCUUGAUGAUGAUGAUUUAAGUGAUAUGGUGUUUGAUUCGGAGGAUGAAGAUGAUGGUGGUAAAAAAGAAAAGAAAAAGAUAAAUAAAAAGAAAGGGGAUGAUCUUGAUGGUAUUUUUGCAUCCGCGGAAGAGUUUGCUUCUUUAUUGGAAGAUGAAGGAAAUUCUAAGAGAGCUCCUGGUGGUUCUAGUGCUGUUUCAAAUAAAGAUAAAGCAGGUUUGAAACAAAUUGCGUGGGAAGAAAAACGGAAUCAUUGGUUACAUGGUUAUAAAAAAGCUGUUUCUGGAAAAAGCUUUAAUUUUCAAUCUAAAAGGAAAGUUUCAAGCCAGAAAGGAGGUAGUAAGAAAUUUGGUGGUAAAAGCAAAAAACAGAGAACUAAAUAGUUUUAAUAAUAAAUACUUCACUAAAAUAACUUAAA
Messenger RNA from Onthophagus taurus, 2864 nucleotides. RefSeq names its product Nucleolar complex protein 1 (gene Noc1). NCBI's taxonomy places the organism in Eukaryota, Metazoa, Arthropoda, Insecta, Coleoptera, Scarabaeidae. Gene Ontology annotation, cellular component: nucleus. The record is from RefSeq and is a predicted model, not a curated record.